AUGACCUUAUACAUUGCAUCGGUCUUCGAUUUGAAUGCCACUGUGGUGGAGUUAAAGGUGACCAGGUUGAAGAAGCCAAUUGCAAUAUUUUCAUCCUUGCAUGUCUUUGCCUCCAUCCUACAGAAAAAUGAAGUUAAAUUUGACGGCGUUGUCAAGUAUGUGGAGAGGACCUGGGCGCUCAUGCGUAACAAUUUGGACAGCAUUCGUGGCUCUCUUGAGGAACACGUUGGAGAGCAGCACCAUUUCCACCCUCCAUACUAUGAGUCCAUGGUGGCAGCCAUAGAAGAUGAUGAAUUCUAUUUGCACCAUGCACACUCUAUGUUCCAAGUAUGCAAGCGUGCCAUAGUGGACUCUUGGAUGGCUAGCAUGGACGAGAAGAAAGAGGAUGAUCACCAGAGCUCUUAUUGGGACCGGGAGGAGAAGCCGCGUCCAAUUGACGACCAAUAG
Messenger RNA from Miscanthus lutarioriparius, 447 nucleotides. NCBI's taxonomy places the organism in Eukaryota, Viridiplantae, Streptophyta, Magnoliopsida, Poales, Poaceae. The record is from the annotation of a GenBank genome assembly.